AUGUCCGACCGAGAAUUUAAUUGCCGUUUGACUCCAGCUAACGACGACCUGUCGCUGCCUAAGGCAACGGUUCAGAAGAUUAUUACUGAGAUCCUACCUCCUUCCUCCGGUCAGACAUUUUCUAAAGAUGCGCGUGAUCUACUCAUGGAAUGCUGCGUCGAAUUUAUCACCUUGAUAUCCUCCGAAGCGAACGAUAUCAGCGAGAAGGAAGCCAAGAAGACCAUUGCAUGUGAACAUGUGGAGAAGGCAUUGCGCGAACUUGGAUUCAGUGAUUAUAUCUCAGAUGUACUUGCUGUUGCGGAGGAGCAUAAGGAACAACUAAAGUCACGGGAAAAGAAACAAAGCAAGAUGGAGCAGAGUGGAUUGUCAGAGGAAGAGCUUCUACGCCAACAGCAGGAACUCUUUCGGUCUGCGACGGAGAAAUACAAUCAGGCGGAGUAA
This is a messenger RNA of Penicillium angulare, 441 nucleotides long. It is a transcript of the gene nctB, whose product is annotated as negative cofactor 2 transcription regulator complex subunit NCB2. The coding region runs from base 1 to 441 and encodes 146 amino acids. Gene Ontology annotation, biological process: positive regulation of transcription by RNA polymerase II; chromatin remodeling; negative regulation of transcription by RNA polymerase II. The transcript is spliced from 4 exons. Gene Ontology annotation, molecular function: TBP-class protein binding; core promoter sequence-specific DNA binding; general transcription initiation factor activity. Gene Ontology annotation, cellular component: negative cofactor 2 complex. The record is from RefSeq and is a predicted model, not a curated record. NCBI's taxonomy places the organism in Eukaryota, Fungi, Ascomycota, Eurotiomycetes, Eurotiales, Aspergillaceae.